AUGAAUGUGGAGCUGGUGAAAGGGCUGUUGGAAACCAUCCAAAAUGUAAUGGUUUCAAAUAUGCGGCACGACGACUCAGCGGUGUCAAUUUUUGACCUGGACAAAAACAACGACGGAGCAGCUGCCUGGUGCGAAAGCUUCGAUAAGUUGGGAGACGAGUUAAAAUGGAGCAGCUUUGAGAAGGUUGCAAAAGCCGGUAAGGCCCUUCGGGGCUCUGCAUUAUCUUGGUUUGACACGUGGGAGCCUGAGACAGAUAUAUUAUCCGUGACUAAUAAUACUUUGUCACGUGGAAUUAAUGUGAACAUGAAAUUUUAUAAAUUCCCCGAGAACAGGUUUGGAGUUGCAUGGAAAAUAGCAAAACAGAAAAUCCAAAACACUGGGCACCAAAUAAAAUACAAGAAUUUAUAA
Molecule: messenger RNA, 408 nt
Organism: Parnassius apollo (apollo)
Lineage: Eukaryota; Metazoa; Arthropoda; Insecta; Lepidoptera; Papilionidae
Source: the annotation of a GenBank genome assembly